GCCCAGUACCCAACCAACCCAAAUAAUGGUGUAAAAUGUGGAGUGGAUCCGGUGGGUCGGUCGGUGGUAUAGCUUUUGUGGAUUUUCUUUCUCACCCAGGGAAGAAAACGUUCUCUUACUUUCUUUCUCCUACAAAAUACUGCACAAAGGAUGGGAUGGUUGGUCGUCACACUGGGAAAAGUUGUUGUCUUGUUGCCAUUCUGUGGAGGAGCGGAUGGCUAAAAAGUAGAUAUUUGUAUGAGCCAUGCAAUAUCCUCCUCGCCAUUGUGUGACGACGAUGGAUGAUGAAUUUUAUUCUAUCCCAGUCCAGUUCAGAUAUUAUUCUCUGGACGAUACACGUUCUUCCGUCGACUUUUGCUUUCUCCGAUUGAAACACUUUUAAUUCCCUGGUUUCUUUCUACCCAUUUCAUUUCAUGACCUCAAUCUGUCCCUUGCACAUUACUCUCAAAUCCUUCUGCCGUGCGUCCUUCUGCGGAAAAGAUUAUUUGCACACAGCAGGUAGCUUAGCUAGUUUGGUUUAGUUGGUCGGCUUAUAGUUUGCUGGAUGGAUGGAUGGAUCGCAAUUCUCAAGGUAUGCAUGCAUGUCCAUCGGACAGAAGAGAAGCUUUCACUUCACUUUCACUUGCAACAUCUAUUUCCACUCGGGCCUUGGCAGGCAGGCAGGACAGGACAGGAGGCACGAAUGUGUGUGUACUUUGCUUAAUUCCAUCCAAUACAGUAAACCCUAUGCACAUACCAGAAUCCAUCCCGGGAUAGACACGUACAUGGAAAGAGAGAGAACGAAAAUAAAUAAAAUGAACAAUAGGACGGAAAAUCUGACUCAAAUCCGACACAUUUUCCUCUCUCAUGUACUACGUGGGAUGACGCUGCUGCUUUCACCUCUGACGCGGUGGCGUUGUUCUUCUCUAUUCCAUGAAAUCUAAAUCUAUUUAUUCAUGACUAACCCAUCAUAAUCCUAUUCACAAUAUUUCAUAGCCUGCUUUCCUUCCUCCAUCCUCGGAGCUGGCUGGCGUGAUGUCCUUCCAUCCGAAUUAGAGCAAUUAUCAACUUUCUCCACUUUCUCCGUUCUCUCUCCAAUCUCAAAUUUUCCCUGCCUGCCUAUACUUCUUCUCUCACUCUUUUCCCAUUACAUGCACUGGGUGGUGGUUUGGUUUGGCUGGCAACUUAUUCUCUCUCUCAUCUCUCUCGGCCGCUAAAGCCUGAACGCAUCUCUCUCUCACCAAAAAGUUAUAAAAGUCUCCUCCUUUAGAAAUCUACGAGCAGCAGGAGCAGUGUCGAACGAAGGAAAAUACACAGAUAGGCGAUGGUAGUAGGUAAUAAUAUCCAUUAAAAGAGAGAGACAAGAUACAAGACGAGCAGUGUUUUGUUGUCUUGCAACCCUUUUUCGUGUGCUGCUGUGCAUUCCUUUUUUAAUGAGACGACAAAUCUAAUGUACAUACGAGAGGAACGCGUAACCUAUCUCAACUACUAAUCUCUCAAGGCUGCGUAGGACGAGGGCCCUUCUUUUCUUCUAUACUUACUAGCACUGAUCGUCACCACUACUUAAUAAGUAACACCACCAAAAAAAAACAUAACCCGCUCUAUACUACUAAGCUUUUGGUUUAUGUACUGUACACUUGUUACGCAAUCCUCCCACAAAUAAUUUACAGUGCAAAUUACUUACAUUCACACACACUAUUACCUUCUUGGCAGAGGUUACAUAAACGCCACGCGACUGUGUGUGUGUAUUAUUAAAGUAAACUAAGGAGGAGAGAAAGGCCUUUAGUUUUAUUAGACGGGAAGUCAAAAGAGCAUCUAAAUUAUGAGAAGGUUUUAAUAAAAUCGUGUGGAAAUGACAAACAGCGAUAAAGUUUUACACAUCUUACACGUUUUACAAAUCUCAAUUUGAUUACCAACCACACAUCUCAAUUCAAAUAUUAAACAGCAGCAAGAAUACUAAAUUUUUGUAACCCAACUUUCUUCUGAGAAUCUGUCAAGUACAAAAAUAAUUUAGAUUUUCCACGACUUUGUCACAUUUAACGGUUUCAAGCUGAAUACCUCCACGAGAAUGGGCGAAUCUCCGAUAUUCUCAUGCAAGGCUCACGUCUUUCACAUUGACCCCGUGAGCAAAAAGUCAUGGAUCCCCGCAUCCACGGGUGCUGUUCCAGUCUCCUUCUUUUACGACUCGUCGCGAGGACUGUACCGCAUCAUCAGUGUCGAAGGGACCAAGGCCGUCAUCAACAGCACCGUCACACCCAGCAUGAGUUUCACUAAAACCUCUCAGAAAUUCGGGCAGUGGUCGGACGUUCGAGCAAAUACCGUUUACGGGCUCGGAUUCCUCUCCGAGGCGGAAUUAAAUCAAUUUAUCGAGCAAUUCCAAGAAGUGAAGGAGGCGACGAGAAGUUCAGCCAAAUCUGGGUCCGUCACAAACGGUCGAGGUCAACCGCAGGACGUUAGUGGGCCUACGAUUCCUCCUCCCACGAUGAUGACGGGAACGUCCCCUUACUCCGCGAGGCACGGCGUAUCUCCCGGCGGUGGAGGACAGGACGAGGACCAUCGAAACUCGAACGAGGCCAAUGCCAACAACUCCACCCUGCUGAAAGGAGUUGCACAUCAAAGGAGUCAAAGUUUGACGGCGGUUGCCCCCGGUGGUGGCGGAGGCAAUGCUACGACGGAGAGUCCGAAACAUGGCGUCACUGCGGGAGGAGGAGGAAAACCCGACUUGAUAGGACAGUCGCCAGAAACUCAGCUAAAAUAUGAGAACGAACGACUCCGCCUCGCUCUCGCGCAGAGUUCUGCCAACGCUAAAAAGUGGGAAAUUGAACUCUCCACGUUGAAGAACAACAACUCCCGACUGACCGCGGCCCUUCAGGAGAGCACGGCGAACGUGGAGGAGUGGAAAAAGCAGUUGCAGGCGUACAAAGAAGAGAACCAGAGGAUGAAACAACGCGUCCUUGAGGCAGAAGCGGCCCGUGGAAAUGCCGACGCUGCGGCCGAACUGCGCAAAGAGAUUGGACUCAUGCGGGAAAAGGUGGACUACUUGUCAGCACAGGUCAAAACCAAGGAGGAGGAAGUCAGAGUUCUCAAAGAGAAAAAUGGAGCCAGUGAUGCGAAGGAAGGGGAAAAUCUGAGAACAACCCUACAACAAGUUCAGGCCCAACUGGAGGCUGCACUUAGUGCCCAAGAUUCGCAGCGCAGAGUCCUCGAAGCACUAAAUACUCAAUUAGCGGACAAAAUCCAAGAGUUAGCCGGUAUUCAUGGCGAAAUUAAUACGGCACUGCACUCAUGAGAAGGGUCGUCGUCCCACGUGACUGUUUUUGUAGUGAACUUGUAGAAGAAAGUAUACAUGUGAAAGUAUUAUUAUGAGACGAUUCGGACCGAAAGGUGGGGUGACGACGAAUUAAUUAACUGAAUUGUCCCGUUAAGAAGCAUUCCGAGUGCAUGCAGUUUUUGUCCUCCAAAUAAUGAUCCCGCCUCAAUUGAAAUAGAAUUGUACAACCAAAACCGACGCGAGUUAUUAAUCAGCCAAAAAGUUAAUUUAAUUAUCUUCUGAUGCUGCUUGCUACCAUUACAUACAAAUUUUUGCUUGUUUAGUUACCAUCAAACGCUUUUUGUGCCAAUGAUUCCUUGUACAACUUUUCUUUCCUCGAGUUUUCUACGUAUGGAUCAACCUAGUUAUGAGAAUAACCAACCACAAUCACAAUAGUGCAGUGUUACAUAGCCAGCAUUUUAAUUAAUUAAUUAAUUAAUCAAUUGCCACCUAUAAGUACCCUUUAGAAUUUAGUAUCCGACUAAAUAUCACGUGUGCAAUUCCAACCACAAUUAUUUCGCUAAUAUCUACAUGCAAUACAUGUAUCAGUAAAAAUGACAAUUACUUACUUCCGUACGCGACAUUAUGUAUUAGUAGUAUACAGCGCAAUUAAUAACUUGUUGGUAUUACUAGUUCUAUCAAUCGCUAAUAAUUAAUUGACUUGUAAUCUCAUCGCUUGAUAAUCUGAAGACUAUUUAGUAGUGCCACUUACUUAUUACGUAUUUACACCACUAGAAAAUUAUUACGAUAUUCAUAAAUGAAUGACAAAGACUUUGAGAAACGCAGGCCAGGUCAGUGUUUGUAGCGGAUUUUGUAAUAAGUACGUGUGUAUUCCUCAGACAGCUAAUUAAUUACUUAAUUAUCUGCUAAAUGCUAAUUCUACUAUUUAUUACCAAUUGUGGUUAUUAUGUGGUUGUGCAAAUUUAUUGGUCAGAUAUUAUUAUUAAGGAAAAAGUGAGACGACGAUGACUACGACGACGACUCUGCUACAUAAAGACUAAUUAAUUCCUGUCUACGGUUACAUAUUUCUAAUAAAAAAUAUAAUACUGUUCGACACAAAGUAACGUAAAAUGUUCCAGAAAAACGUAUUCCAAUCCAGAUCUGAAUUGUUCUUGUAUCAAUUUUCUAUUAAUUUUUUACAACAAUAAUGAA
This is a messenger RNA of Folsomia candida, 4441 nucleotides long. RefSeq names its product homer protein homolog 2. Gene Ontology annotation, molecular function: G protein-coupled glutamate receptor binding. The record is from RefSeq and is a predicted model, not a curated record. NCBI's taxonomy places the organism in Eukaryota, Metazoa, Arthropoda, Collembola, Entomobryomorpha, Isotomidae. Gene Ontology annotation, cellular component: plasma membrane; cytoplasm; dendrite. The coding region runs from base 2048 to 3268 and encodes 406 amino acids. Gene Ontology annotation, biological process: regulation of store-operated calcium entry; G protein-coupled glutamate receptor signaling pathway. The transcript is spliced from 6 exons.